Molecule: messenger RNA, 1335 nt
Organism: Nematolebias whitei (Rio pearlfish)
Lineage: Eukaryota; Metazoa; Chordata; Actinopteri; Cyprinodontiformes; Rivulidae
Gene: lpar3
Product: lysophosphatidic acid receptor 3
Exons: 3
Coding region: 71-1141 (356 amino acids)
Biological process (GO): G protein-coupled receptor signaling pathway
Cellular component (GO): membrane
Molecular function (GO): lysophosphatidic acid receptor activity
Source: RefSeq, a predicted model, not a curated record
GGGACCCGCUCCGCACGGACGCUUUCGCAACGUCUUGUAGUGUAACGCGUCACGCAGAUUUACCAAUACAAUGGCCCAGCAGAAUGUAACCUGUCAUUUCAAAGAGUCCAUGGCCUUCUUCUACAACUACAGUGGUCAAGAAGAUAAAUGGGACCGAACUCAGCUCAUCCUGGUCCAGGUCGUGGGUUCUCUCUUCUGCUGUUUCAUCUUAGUCUCCAACUCCAUGGUCAUAGCUGCUGUCAUCACCAAUAAGAGGUUCCACUACCCUUUCUACUAUCUUCUGUCCAACCUCGCUGCCUCGGACUUCCUCGCAGGCAUAGCAUAUGUGUACCUCAUGUUUAACACUGGCGAGGUGUCGCGAACGCUUACCGUCACACAAUAUUUCAUCCGCCAAGGACUUCUGGAUGUCAGCCUUUCUGCCUCGCUGGCAAACCUACUUGUUAUAGCUCUGGAGCGCUACAUUUCUGUUAUGAAAUGGAAAGUUCAUAGCAACCUGACAAAGAGAAGGGUGACCCUGCUGAUCUGUCUGGUUUGGGCCAUCUCCAUCUUCAUGGGGGCUGUGCCCAGCCUUGGCUGGAACUGCAUCUGCAACCUCAGUGACUGUUCCCAGCUCGCUCCCAUCUUUAGCAGGAGCUACUUGGUCUUCUGGUCGGUUUCUAACCUGGUGGUUUUCCUCGUCAUGGUGGCAAUCUACUUGAGGAUUUACGCUUAUGUGAAGAAGAAGAUUUCAACAAUGUCGCAGCACACUAACGGCUCGAUCAACCGCAAGAAGACUCCCAUCAAACUCAUCAAGACGGUCAUGGUUGUGCUCGGGGCGUUUGUGAUCUGCUGGACUCCUGGUCUGGUAGUCCUGCUAAUGGACGGUCUCAACUGCCACAGCUGCAACGUGAUGAAAUUAAAACGCUGGCUGCUGCUUCUGGCCGUGGCCAAUUCUGUCAUGAACCCCUGCAUCUACUCCUACAAGGACGAGGAGAUGUGGAUCACUUUCAAAAACCUCCUGCGCUGCAUCUGCAACGGCACUCGGCGGCAGCGGUCGUCUAAGGCCAACGCCAGGCCUCUGAACUCUGGUCACGAUACAGUCACUAGCCAGCCGUCCUCAGAGGAAACCAAGCCCGAUGAUAACGGGGUACUCAACACAUGAAACAAUCGCGUGUGUGUGAUGAAGAACUUCAGUCCAGACUGGAGUGGAUAUACUACAUGAUGAAGAUACACACUGAAGCUGACUUAAAGGGAAGGCACUAUCUCUGUGGUUUGUGUUUUACCACAAAGUACAAGAUUCUUUUUUAUGGAGACACUGCAGGCCAUUAGGUCCAAUUAGGAUCCAGAGUCAUGUUU